AUGGAGAAAAUCAUCUACGACUUCUACACUGAUCUCUUCGACAGCCAUGUCCAUUUGCCUCCUCACCAUCUGAGGGAAGACGGACAUGUCAUUCCAGAAGUUCUUCCGUUCGAAAUACGACAUACUAUCAUGUCGGUAACAAAUCGUACGGCACCCGGAUUGAAAAUAUUGGAUGAAGGACAGCCAUGCGAACAAGCAGGGUUUCGAAAAGGAUUCAGCACGAUUGACCACAUUCACACUGUUAUGAAACCCAUCGAGGUAUCACGAGAGUACAAGAUGCCGCUCUGUCUUACCUUCUUCGACUUGAAGAAGGCCUUCGACUUAGUUGAAACGGAAGCGGUAGUGGAGGCCUUGGACAUGCAAGGUGUCCCUACUCAGUACAUAAAGGUGUGUGUACUUCGGGAGUUGUGCAGCAGCUUCACGACUUCACGAAUUUCGUCAUUCUACAAGAAUAUCAUCAUUGACGUGAAGAGGGGGGGUCCGACAGGGUGA
This is a messenger RNA of Necator americanus (New World hookworm), 492 nucleotides long. RefSeq lists its product as uncharacterized. The record is from RefSeq and is a predicted model, not a curated record. The coding region runs from base 1 to 492 and encodes 163 amino acids. Lineage: Eukaryota; Metazoa; Nematoda; Chromadorea; Rhabditida; Ancylostomatidae. The transcript has 2 exons.